Pelmatolapia mariae (spotted tilapia) is the source of this 957-nucleotide messenger RNA. Its product is annotated as coagulation factor XI-like. The record is from RefSeq and is a predicted model, not a curated record. Gene Ontology annotation, biological process: proteolysis. NCBI's taxonomy places the organism in Eukaryota, Metazoa, Chordata, Actinopteri, Cichliformes, Cichlidae. Gene Ontology annotation, cellular component: extracellular region. The transcript is spliced from 8 exons. Bases 1 to 957 code for a protein of 318 amino acids. Gene Ontology annotation, molecular function: protein binding.
AUGAUAACACAUUUGAUCUUCGUUGGUCUUCUCUCCCUCCACAGCUCUUCUUUAAGUCAAGCAUGUAAUCCAAAUAUUCUGGAGAACAUGGAUUUCCCGGGAAAUGACAUAACAUUUCUCUACUCCCCUGAUGUUAACCACUGUCAGCUAUUGUGCACCCAGCACCCCUCUUGCCUCUUCUUUAGCUUUGUUCGUGCUGAUUGGACCCAUGAUGACAGGAGAGACUACAGGUCCUUGUUCACAGGUGACCACGAGGAGUGUCAGCGAGUGUGCACCCAGGACCCUGCGUGUCAGUUCUUCGCUUUUGUAAAAGACAAUUUCUCAAAUAGUAAAGUCAGGUAUAAGUGUCACCUUAAAUUCAGUUGGACUGUACCAAGGACUCCUGUUAUUGAAAGAAGAGCUGGUGUAACAUCUGGAUUCUCCCACAUAACAUACCAAACUCAGCACUUUGACAAAGUAUGUCAGAGAAAGCUUUUUCCAAACACUGACAUCCCAGGAAGUGACAUUGAGUCGCUGCCUGCUGCCUGUCCUGAACACUGUCAGACUCUGUGCUCAACUCAUCCGCGCUGCACCUACUUCACUUAUAACAGGAAUACCUUUGUUUGUUACCUGAAGGAAAACACACAUGAAAUAGUCACCAGGGCAGAUACAGGCACUUCAGGGCUACCACACCGUUCCUGUCAGCUUAACAGCAACUGGGCUAGAGUGGCUCAUGAAGGAGUAGAUUUCAAAGGUUCUGACAUUCGCUAUGAGCUGAUCGAUGAUGCAGACACAUGUCAGAAGACAUGCACUGAGGACCCUCACUGCCAGUUCUACACCUACGUUGAUGAAACUUUCUUUGAUUGCAGUUAUUGGCGUCGCUGCUACCUGAAGCGUGUCAUCACCAUCCCUGCUCCUCCCAAAGUCAUCAAAGUCACCAAUGUUGUGUCGGGUUUCUCCCUUAAAAACUGCCCAUAG